AUGAUACCAACUCCUAACUUAGAUCAUUUAUCACCCGGAGACUAUGAACUUGUAUAUGAACCAGCAGAAGAUACAUUUUUAUUGCUUGAUGCACUUGAAAAAGAUGCUGAAUUUUUAAGAAAUGAGAUUAAACCUUGUAUAUGUUUAGAAAUUGGAUCAGGUACAGGGUGCGUAUCAACAUUUCUUGGAAAAAUACUUGGUGAUGGAACAGCACUUUUAAUAUGUACAGAUAUAAAUCCAUAUGCAAGUGCCAUCACUAAUAAGACGGGAUAUCAUAAUUCGAUCCAAUUAGAUUCUAUUACUACCAAUUUAGUAAAUGGUCUUUUACCAAGGCUUUAUCAUUCAAUUGAUAUAUUAUGUUUUAAUCCACCUUAUGUUGUUACUACUUCUGAUGAUUUAUACUUAUCAAAAAGUAUUAUUGAGAAAGCAUGGGCCGGUGGAAUUGAUGGAAGAGAAAUUAUUGACAAAAUGUUACCAUUAGUUGAUAAAUUAUUAUCGGAUAAAGGUGUAUUUUAUCUUUUAUUAAUUAAUGAAAAUAAACCAAAUGAAGUUUGUGAAAUAAUGAAAAAUAAUUAUCAUUUACAAUCAGAAGUUUUAUUAUCGCGUUUAGCAGGAAGAGAAAAACAGUUGAUCUUGAAAUUUUGGAGAAAUACCCGUUGA
This is a messenger RNA of Rhizophagus irregularis DAOM 181602=DAOM 197198, 660 nucleotides long. RefSeq lists its product as uncharacterized. The record is from RefSeq and is a predicted model, not a curated record. NCBI's taxonomy places the organism in Eukaryota, Fungi, Glomeromycota, Glomeromycetes, Glomerales, Glomeraceae. Gene Ontology annotation, molecular function: S-adenosylmethionine-dependent methyltransferase activity; protein methyltransferase activity. Gene Ontology annotation, cellular component: eRF1 methyltransferase complex.